AUGGCCAGCAGCAAAGAGCCAGUUCAGGCAGACCUGGAGAAAACACAAUCCAUCAUCGAAGGCGACGUCGAAGAGUACAACGUUACCGCCGAAACUCUACCAGAGUCGCUUCGAGCGCUCAGCGAUGAAGAGUUCCGACGUCUUGAGAAAAAGCUCGUCCGCAAGAUCGAUCUUCUCAUCUUACCAGCCAUCGGAAUCCUGUACAUCCUCAACUACAUCGACCGACAGAAUCUCUCAGCAGCCAAGUUGCAGGGCAUCAUGGAAGACCUUCACCUGACCACGGAAGACUUCGCCACGGCCAUAUCCAUCCUCUUCGUCGGCUAUCUGCCUUUCCAAAUCCCCAGUAACCUCAUCAUCACCAAGAUCCCGAGACCAGGAAUGUACAUCUGCGGAGCGGUGGUCGUCUGGGGAGGGAUAUCUGCUGCUACAGCCGCGGUCAAGAACUACGGCCAGCUGCUUGCAGUCAGAGCAAUCCUGGGUAUGGUCGAAGCCGUCUUCUUUCCUGGAGCAAUCUACUAUCUGUCAGCUUGGUAUACCAAGAAAGAGCUGGGGAAACGGUUUGCAGGCCUGUACAUUGCACAGCAAGUUGGCAAUGCCUUUGGCGGCCUUUUUGCAGCUGCAAUACUCCAACUUGAUGGCGCGCACGGCAUUGCUGGCUGGCAGUGGCUGUUCAUCAUCGAAGGCUCAGCCACAGUCGGGAUUGGAGCCAUUUGUGCUUGCAUCUUACCUGAGUUCCCACAUAACUGCCGGAUCCUUCCUCCCAUCGAGCGAGACCUUGCUGUCUGGCGUAUCGAGAACGAAGCUGGUGCGGCGGAAGGCACCGAAGACGAGAGCGUUCUUCGAGGAUUUGCGAAAGCCUUGUCGGACCCAAAACUCAUCUUGUUGAUCCUCUGCAACAUGCUCUCCCAAGGCCAAGGAUCGAUCGCCAACUUCUUUCCUUCCCUGGUAUCAUCGCUUGGAUACUCGAGCACCAUAAGCUUGCUGCUCACAGCUCCACCGUACAUCCUCGCCGGUUUCGUUUAUUAUGGAAUCAUGUUCUAUUCGGACCGCAAGAACACAGUGUACCCGAUUAUCAUGCUUUGCAUCUCGAUUGCAACAGCCAUGUACAUCAUCCCAAUGGCGACGACAAAUAUCGGAGCGCGGUAUUUCUCCAUGAUGAUCCUUCCGUUCUCAUCGGUCGGGCCUCAAAUCCUGCUGUACAAGACUAUCAACCUCCAUCUAGCCCGACCUGUAUCCAAGCGUGCGGCCGCGAGUGCCCUCGUCAAUGCCAUUGGUGGAACAAGCAACAUCUGGACCAGCUACUUGUACUAUGCUCCGCCGCACUACUAUGCGGCGUUUGGCGCUUUGAUGGCAUGCGCCUUACUGUUUGCAGGCGUCAUCACCCUCUAUCGCUGGCUCGUUCUGCGGGAAAACAAACGCCUCGAGUCUGGGGACCCACAGCUGAUCGCAAAGGCCAUGAAAGGUGGUGUUACACAGCAGAUGGUAGACAUGAGCUGGCGAUACGAGAUGUUUUGA
Messenger RNA from Zasmidium cellare ATCC 36951, 1515 nucleotides. RefSeq lists its product as uncharacterized. The record is from RefSeq and is a predicted model, not a curated record. The coding region runs from base 1 to 1515 and encodes 504 amino acids. Gene Ontology annotation, biological process: transmembrane transport. Lineage: Eukaryota; Fungi; Ascomycota; Dothideomycetes; Mycosphaerellales; Mycosphaerellaceae. Gene Ontology annotation, cellular component: membrane. Gene Ontology annotation, molecular function: transmembrane transporter activity. The transcript is spliced from 2 exons.